Messenger RNA from Pangasianodon hypophthalmus (striped catfish), 4144 nucleotides. RefSeq lists its product as uncharacterized. The record is from RefSeq and is a predicted model, not a curated record. Bases 225 to 1820 code for a protein of 531 amino acids. Lineage: Eukaryota; Metazoa; Chordata; Actinopteri; Siluriformes; Pangasiidae. The transcript is spliced from 5 exons.
AAGUGACGUUCAGUAAAAGUCUCAUCUUGGAGAAAAGAGCUAAAGAAUCCAUUUUUGUUUGGAUAAAAACAUCCGUCAUUUUUUUUUUAAAUAAGUGUAUAACCUGAUGAUGAUGAUGAUGAUGAUGAGUAGGAAUUAACUGGUGUUUGAUAUUCUAGAAGAUUUAACACCACAUGUAACUCUGUCAGUGUUUAAUCUCCUGUGUGAAGGCGCGGACGCUGAUCAUGGGGGACUGCUUACACACCUCGGCUGACAGUUUGUCUAAACUGGUGAAAUGGGCGCACAGUCACGGGACGAUCUGCACGCUGAUCCCGAGCUUGAAGCACUUGCUGACGGAGGGAGCUCACGGAAACCUGACGGCACUGUGGGGCUGCAGCGCCGGCCACGCCUACCACUGGCCCUUAACGUCCUCCUGUAAAACGGCCCACAAGGACCGGAUGUGUUACGAGCGAAGCAGCCGAGGGAUCAGUUCCGAAUCCCUGAUGCAGGGCGCAGCGGCCAUGCAGAGCAGCUCGACGCCGAGGUUCCUGACUAGCGCGGCCAAAUCGAGCAAAGGUGACUCGAACCAGACCCGAGACUCGUACGACUUCUCCAACUGCAGCGAGCCGUCCGAGAUGGACGACAACGCCGAGGAGCACCUGUUCGACAUCGUGUGCGAGUCCUCGGCCACCGACGAAGAGGGCGAUUCCGAGCCCAGGGUCACGCCCAGAAAACGGAGCACUAAGGGGCCGAGCUCGGACGACUCUACCGAUCCCGGCGCAAAGAAAAUCAAGCAAGAGCGAGCUGAAGAUUAUUACACGGUGGCUAACGCACAAGCACAAGCCGCCUCAGAGGGCGCUCCGUCGUGUAGCAUCUCCCAGUCGCCCAAACCCACCUCUCAGAUCAGACCUUCAUCCAGAUCUUCAGCACCACACAAUCCACAGCUCCUGGAGGACGGAGAUCUGGUGGGCGUGUCCUCCUCACCGCCGGAGAACUCCUCCUCAUCUGUGACCAAACACAUGCACACGCCAAUCAGCGGCUCUCAAAACAGAACACACAUGAACUCGCACAUGAACCCGGCGGCCAAUCAGAGCGCGGCGUCUCUGAGCCAACCGGGAAGGAGUGACAUGGUGGAAGUGCUUCCUAACGGGGACUUCAGCCUGCCCUUUGAGGAUCCCUCAGGUGUAGUGCACCCUGAAAUGGACAUUUUAGCAGCACAGAGUCUCAGCGCAGAGCCCAAAGGUGACGCAGGAUGUCUGAACUCGGAGGAACCGUUCUGGCCGUCCACAUCGGACCUCUGUCCGAACUCGGAGAGUCACUCUGAGGAGAGGAAGCAGCUGGAGGAGUACAUCACCAGCGUGGAUCCUGUAACGUUACGGAACCUCCAAGCUGUCAUCUCACGGGUUCUCAGGUUCCACGAGCAGACCCGCGUGCAGGUUCACAGCCCUCCUCGUCCUGGAGAACAAGAACUGUUCCCCGGUUCCGGACUCUUCCUCCCUCCCUAUAAACUGGCCUGUAUUCACCAGGAGUCGCGUCAGGACAGCAUGCGGCUCUUCCACCUGCUCUUCGAACACUUCUUCACCGAGGAGGACCUCAUCGGCGCCGUGGCUUUCGGGAAAAGGGGCAAAGUUCCGGACGGGAAAAAAAUCCUGGACAGAAGAAAAGUUGACGGGAUCAUAUCGUACGUUCUGCGGUGUUCCACGCUGGAUGGAUGGACGCCGGUGGAAUCGGCGAAGCUGAAGAAAGCGUGCAUCAACAAGUGCAGACUGAGAAUCGGCCAGAGGAAGAAGUUAGCUCAGGGGCCGUAUCUGUUCCACAAGUCUGGCCCGUCGUAUAUCUGAGUUCCAUCUCUGCGGAGUGUUAGUGUGUUAUUAUCCGUGAUCAUUCGUAAACGUACAGGAGUGAAACGUCUUCAAUUAUUUUCCCUCUACAAAAAUACUGAAUCUGAGCUGUUUUGUUUAUAAAAAUGCUUUAAAUCGGCUUCGCGAUGCGUUUACUCGAAACAAACGUAGCAGGAUAAUAAUCAAAAUCUCCAGUAUCCGAAGUUUUCUCUGGAAAAACGUUUCAUACUCGCUCAUUUCCAGACGUUUGGAAAAUUCUGAAAAUGUUAUGAGGGGAAAAUAUAGAUCACUCUCUUGUAAAAUAAUAAUAAUAAUAAUAAUAAUAAGACUCAAGAUAAGGUCUGUUGUCUUUGAUCAUUUCAUUAUUCGCUGCACUAAGGCUGCUUUCACACCUGCUGGAUUUUUCCCCAGUGUUUUGUUCGUGUUGAUCACCUGACACGACGCCCGCACUGUAACCAUAACGACGCUCUUUCUGGUCCUAGCUAAUAUCAGCUAGCUCCGGUGAUGAGGACGUUGUUUGUCUUUGUUCGCUGUAGCUUUUUAGAGACAGAAAUUCACACCACAGUUAAAGAAGGAGGUCUUUCACGUAUCGCUAUUUGUCCCAAACGUACACUCGCUGGUGCUUUCAGGUUAUCCGUCCAUCUCAGAUUCUCGUUAUAUCUCGGGAUUAUCUCGAGAACGGAUGGCGGGAUGUUUGUAGGAUUUAUAUGGAAUGAUCGUUGGAACCAGCAGAGGAGCAGACUAGGUUUUGGAAUUGAUCUAAGCAGGUUCAAGGUCAAAGCAAGGUCAAAUGUCUGAAAUAGAUUUUUCCUCGAUAGCUUCUUUGCAGUUUGAAGUGUAUUUUAACGGUAUGUGAGCCGUACAAGACGGACUAGAUUAGUUAGCGGUGGAGGAAUUCCCGUCCACGCCGCAGAAGAAGAGAGUUCUGCUUCUUAUUCGGAAUAUCGGCAGGGAAAUAUUUUCCAUUCGGCACUUCGGAAAUCUCCACAUAUUCACUCACUAACAAGACUCAGUUUUCACCAGCACUUUGUCCUCCAUGUUUGUUUUUCUCGUCACAGCCUGACUGAUCAGGAGGUAAAAAUAUUGUUCGAUGCCAACUCUUUUUUUUUUUUUUUCUUUCCUUCCUAACUUGGUUUUAGCUACUAAACAGGAAGGCUAACACGUGCUUCCUCUGAGACGCGUGAAGCCGCCAAUCACAUCGUUUCGAGCUGUUGCUCAUGCCGCGUCACACACCGAGGAGAGCGCUGUCUGCCCUCUUCCACAUACAUGAGCUCACGGAUGACCAUGAUUGGCUGGUGUCACUGUGAUUGACAGAGGAGAGAGAGUAUGCCCCUCCCACUCAAAGAGCACGGAUAAUUUUGGACACGGAUGGCUGUGGCGUCGUCGGGAUCCGAACUCGCGAUCUCAGGAUGAUUUGUUUGUGAGAGGAAAAAAAAAACUGACAUCAGCGCUUUUUGAUCCGUAGGAUAACGUUUGAAACGUGCGUUUACGAAAUAAACACAGUGUGAAAGCAGUCUAAUGCGCAUGACAUUUCAGUAACUCCUGUUAAAAUGCGGAGGUGUCCUUAAGUUUACUUAAAAACGAAUAAAACCUGUUUAACGUGGACUUCUAAGAGGAAUCACUCUGAGCUUCGUGUCGAGAUUAACAGUCUUUUUACCUUUUUAUAAAAGUUAUUUCUUUGUGAUCUUUGUAGCAUAUUUCAUAUUUUAUGAUCUGUAAUAAACAUUGGAAUUGUGUUCAUGGUGUAACUAUUUCAGAAUUUCUGCUCUAAACCUUGAAUAGUCUGGACAUUUUAUCCCAAUCUCUUAAUUUUUAUUUUAUUUGCACCGUUAUUCUUCAGAUAUCUUUUGGGUUUGUAGCACGGUACAGAAAUACAGGACUCUCAGAUCUGUGCAAGGUUUAUCAAACUUUUGCUUUUAUGUUUUUUUUUUUUCUUCUUUGUUUAAUGAUCUUAAUCAUGUUGUUGUUUAUGAUGUGUAAAAGUGGCCUAGCUACAACACUUGUGUAAAUUUUAUUUCCUGUGUGUGUGUGUGUUGCGUAGCCACGUCAGAUGAUAUUUUAUAUUCUCUUCUCUACUUUGAGAAAUAUAUUACACCUGAACCUUUUGGCUGUACGUUAUGAGGUGAAGACUGAAAAGUUAAAACCGCAGUAAACUGUAAGUACGCACGUGAUCGUUCUCCUUAUAAUCCAUGCUACACGGAAACGAGUGAAGUCGAGUCAGUGCUACAGUCUGUAUUUAUUUUUGAUGUGUAAAUAAUCGGUUUUGAUAUUUGAUGCAUCAUCGACGUUAGGAUUUAUUUUCUAACAAAAUAUUUUAAUAAAAA